AUGCUAAACUGCAAACAGUUUAUGACACACAGACACACACACUUGAGACAGAACGCAGAAGCAAGGGACAUACUUGCGGCAGAAUCAACGCUGCUGUCCCCUUCAGUUCUCUCCUCUCUUCUGAACCAAUUCAUUCAUUCUUCUUCUCUCUUUAUCUCUCCUUCUUUCUCUCUCUUCUUUGUCUCUCUCUUUCUCUCUCUCUUCUCUUCGAACAGUGGCAAGUCGCAGGCAAACUGGUUGGAGCUGAGUGAGGCCGAAGCAAUCAUUCUGAAGGCACGACAUCGAUUCCAUCGGGUUCACCAGAAACAGCCUGCCUCACCCAAAAAGAGACGCGUGCGAGACUCUCUCUCAAACUCUCUCAAACUCUCUCUCUCUCUGUGCUACUCUCUCUCAAACUCUCUCUCUCUCUCUCUGUGCUACUCUCUCUCAAACUCUCUCUCUCAAACUCUCUCUCUCUCUCAAACUCUCUCUCUCUCUCAAACCCCUCUUUCACUCACACGAACAGAGACCCAACAAGAGCAUCCUCUUGUCCGCCACAACGAGUCGCCGACGCCAACGGCGACGCGUCGUCUUCGUCUCGUGACCAAAAGCCUGGCCCGCAUCACCUCUUCCGCAUCCUCCUCGGCCGCCUCCUCCACUACCUCCUCGGCUGUCUCCUCUGCUGCUACCUCCAUUGACAUGGAAUCAGCUGACGAGUUUAGCGCACCACCCACUCGACGACUGCCCCGCAUCACGACCAGCAGCUUUCGGGAUCGCUUUCACAGUCGCUGUCGCAGCGAACCACACCUGCAGCUAUACAAUGGCCCGGACGUGUCCGCGGAAAGUGCAGAGACCGAUUCCGUCUCUGAUCUGUCCUCUUCAAAGCAAUCCUCCUCUCGCGAGACAAUCGCCGCCAUGCAGGCGCUCAUGAAGCGUUCAAGCUUACCAGAUUUCUCGCUGACUCAGAGUCGCACGCCUGCAGACUUACCCGCAGAUUCCUUGCCCGCCCCCACUUGCUACGACAUGGCCUUUCUCGACAUGUUUGCCCGCAACUGGCCCAGCCACUUGCUCCACCAACUCCACACUGGUGUGCACAACAUGCUCGUUUAUGAACAAGAGGCCAACUCUCGCCUUCAACGCAAACAAAUCAGCAACGCCCGUGCCACGACCCCAACCCUGUCUCGCCCUUCCUCGGCCCACACGCUAAGCAGUAUGCGGGCCAGCAACGCCAGCACCAGCAGCCUGAACAGUGCGUUUCGCAGCUCCAGCUGCACCAACCUCAGCGACCACCGGCUUUAUGCCUCUAGCCCAACCCCCGAGCCCCCCGCAUCCCCGACCACCCCCACCCACAUGGACAAGGAGCCAGCCGAAGAUGUCCUUCACAGCAACCUCAUCGACCUGGCCUUUCGCACCGUCCGCCAGCUCCAAGCGCAUCAACUGGAGCUCUUCCGCCUCUGCGCUCGUCUCCAUGGUCAAGCUAACGGUGGUCCCAAGGCUCUGGACUUUCUCGAGUACCAUCUCGACGCCAUGAAAGAGCAUUUCGCCAUCCAGCGUCGGGCCAUCAGCGCGUUUGAUCGCAGCUACUUUCGCAGUCAGCAGCAGCUCUGAUUGACCUACUUGGGCUCCAUGCAUCUGCCUCUUGCUCCACCAUGUUGCCACUUUUGAUUACCGAGUGGCCCUGCUUCUACCCUCUGUGUUCUUUCUUCCUUUCUUUUGCUCCUUUUUUUUUUGUGCUGUGCUGUGCUGCUUAGAUACUUAUUCUAUCACAUUCUAGACCGAUGGCCAGUGUUGACUCGCGCGCCUCGCAGUAUAUUUACCCGCCCCAGCUCAGCCUUUGAGAGCCCAGUUGGGGUGUUUUAUGGCUUCAUUCUAUCGAUUCGUCUGUCUUCAGUGGUUGUUCUUUCUUCUUUUCAUCUUAAAGCUUCUAUACCCGCCCUUCUUAUCAUCUUUUCGUUUGGUGCAUGCGCUUGGUCGCAUGGGCACAAUUGACUCCAUUCCACGU
Messenger RNA from Monosiga brevicollis MX1, 1981 nucleotides. RefSeq lists its product as uncharacterized. The transcript is spliced from 4 exons. The record is from RefSeq and is a predicted model, not a curated record. The coding region runs from base 1 to 1587 and encodes 528 amino acids. NCBI's taxonomy places the organism in Eukaryota, Choanoflagellata, Craspedida, Salpingoecidae.